UAUUGAACUUGUCCGUAUUUAUUUAUCUUUACAAUAUUUGAAAAUGUUGCAAUUAGUUAAGAUCGGAAUAUUUUUGUGUUGUUUCUCACUUUCGUCUCCACUUUUAUUAGACGAUGCAUGUAGACAUGGGUGGCUGCACUUCCGAGAUAGGUGUUACAUGUUUGCCAUAGAGAAAGAAACUUGGACAAAUGCUGAGUUUCGUUGCCGUGUUUUUGGAGGACACCUAGCUGAAAUCGAGGAUGCUGAUACAAACAAGUUCUUGAAAGAUACAGCACAAAUGAGGAAUUCAAAUGAUCACAAACAUCAUUAUUUCAUUGGACUGACUGACGAAGCCGCAUUGGACGAGUGGGAAUGGGUGGAAAGCGCUACAAAACCAAACUUUACAGAUUGGGGUAAUAACCAGCCAGAUCACAAUGGAAACGAUGAACACUGCGUUUUAUUUUAUGCGCGUGAUCAUUAUCGAUGGCAUGACGCAGAUUGUGACGAUCAUAAUUAUUUUAUAUGUGAAGAAGAAGAAGUAAAUUCAGGCGGAAGUAUCAUUGGUUGAAAAUAAAAAUGAAACAUGUA
This is a messenger RNA of Mytilus californianus (California mussel), 567 nucleotides long. RefSeq names its product perlucin-like protein. The transcript has 4 exons. The record is from RefSeq and is a predicted model, not a curated record. The coding region runs from base 44 to 547 and encodes 167 amino acids. Lineage: Eukaryota; Metazoa; Mollusca; Bivalvia; Mytilida; Mytilidae.